GACGUCAUCUUCCCUCGACGGUCGCAACUGGAAGACCCUUUACCGGUUGGUUUUUGUUGUGGAUAACAUCUUGCCCGUCCUUCAGAAGGAAAAUGUACUACAAGUUCAGCGGAUUCACCCAGAAACUGACGGGUUCUGCGCCCACGGCCGCCUACAGCCCUCAGGGGCUGAGGCCAGGUGUGCCAGCAGAAGCCCCACCCAUGAUCUUCGCCUCCCCCACCAAACUGGUGUCGGAGGCUGGGACCGUGGUGGAGUACAUCACACCAAACCGGGUUCCUGACCUGCAGAAACUAUUCCAGAUAUCGGACGGUGUCCCCAUUCAUUUGAAGCGGGGCGUCCCUGACAGGCUACUGUACCGCACCACCAUGGCCCUCACCAUCGGAGGGACCCUCUACUGCCUGGUGGCUCUUUACUUCGCAGCCCAGCCCAACAAUAAGUGAUCAACACAAAACCCCCGGACCUUUCUACAUCACCUCUAACACCCAACAUUCCCAGUGUCCAUCUGCCUCGCCAUAAAACCUCUUGGGACUGUAAUUAAAACAUCACCCCUCAAUUUAAACAGUAAUAAUGUCCAUUUUCUUUGUAAAAACAAAUGUCUAAAUUAAUAAAUUUUAAAGGGAAUCAAAUGUAAAACAUGCUUCUUUUCUCCUAUUUGUCUGUCACUGAAACAGCACUCACUGUAUCAGACGUGUUGCCAAUAGACAGCAAGAUGCACGGACAUCUAUAAGAGCUUCUUACAAAUGGCAAAAGAUAAACAAAGAUGUUUCUAGUCUCGCAUCUUUAAAUAGGCGUGUGGUUGAGCAUUGAUAAGCAUCUUUGUGCAAGAGAGAGCAAGCAUGAUGGAGUCACCCCGUCUGUAACAUGGCUGCAGCUCUAUUGGCUCGAUGCAUGCAGUAUUUACGUGUGUGGGCUCUGGAGUGAUGUCAGAGGGAGGCUGUUUCAGACUGACAGCCACGCAUUAAGCUGCUUAAACACUGAUGCCAUAGCUCUGCAUUGUUCACGUAUGUUCAUUUUGUAGCAACUUUAUUUGUCAUUAUUUCCAGGCAAAACGUCAGUUAACCGGGCUAUAGUCCACACUUCUCGCAGAAGAACUGGGCCUUUCGAUAGAAUGUUACCACAAGACACAGGUUACUUCAGACAUUCAGUGAAAUUAAAUAUAUUUUUUCCAAUUUAUAA
Notothenia coriiceps (black rockcod) is the source of this 1176-nucleotide messenger RNA. RefSeq names its product cytochrome c oxidase subunit 7A2 like (gene cox7a2l). The transcript is spliced from 3 exons. The record is from RefSeq and is a predicted model, not a curated record. Gene Ontology annotation, cellular component: respiratory chain complex IV. Gene Ontology annotation, biological process: mitochondrial electron transport, cytochrome c to oxygen; regulation of oxidative phosphorylation; mitochondrial respirasome assembly. NCBI's taxonomy places the organism in Eukaryota, Metazoa, Chordata, Actinopteri, Perciformes, Nototheniidae. The coding region runs from base 93 to 440 and encodes 115 amino acids.